UUAUUUUAUCUACUGAUUAAAUAUAAAAAUACUUUGGUGAACAUUUUUUUUUCACUUCAAACUACUUGAGUAGUUUGACAUCAGAUUGACAAAACAGUAAUGGCUUCUUUGCAAUAUUUUCAAUGACUUGUGUUAGACAUGUGUCAAAAGUCUAUCUGCUGGAAAACAAAAGCACUCUUUGGGCAAUUGUUAUCUCAUUGACUUCAACAAAUGUCAUUUUCUAUAGAGGCAUGGUGAUAUGAAUGAGGGGUGUGUAUGGGAGGCAAAACUUUUCAGGUUUUAAUUGAAUUCUUGGGACAAUUGAUAAGCUGAGUCCUUAUUUCAUUCUGAAAUGGUUUGCAGUUACUACAAUAAAUCGGAUUUUUUAAUUUGAGUAUUUCUUCUUAAAGAAGUGUACCAUUUUAUAACGACCUGUCUCGUGUUUACUAAUUAUAUGCAAUAUGCGAACUAUUAUCAUAUUGUUCACCCCAUGUUAUCAUUUUGUAUUCUGAGUUUGUAUAAUUUUCUUUCACCAUCAUCAAAUACAGUUUGUUAGACCUGUACCAAACAUGUUGUAGCCAUAUUUAUCACUCGUUGACCGACGGUCGAGGAAGGUCUGGAUAAAGUUGAUUUCGUCGACGCCGGUUUUGAGUCUUCGAAUGAUUCGUACGUAUUUCGCGUAAGACCACCGUCGUUUUGACAGUCCGGAAUGUCAAACCGGUGGUCGCGGUAUUCAGCGCGUCCCGUGCACUUUUAACGUCGGCGGCAAUGCGCGUUUAUCCACAUUUGGAAAUUUGGACGACAAUCCACUCUUUGACUUGAAGUAAACAGACUCGAUCACUUGGUUUCUUUAGGAUGUCUACCCGAAGAAGAAGUAGAGAACGUUCUAAAAAUGAUAAAACCACUCCGAAACUGCGCAUGGACACAAAACCCCAGACUCCGAGGAUUACAGAUCCGAGUCUUCCUGCGGGAAGAAGACGUGAGAUAGACAAUGUUAUGAAAAAGGCUAGAGCCAGAGCAUCAUCACCUUCAUCGAAUGCUUAUUGGGAUAAGAAGUUGUUGGAAGUAGAGGCAAAAGAUCCUAACAGGUGGCGCCACAGCGGCUACAAAUCCCUCUACUUGGGCGGCUCCUCUUCACCGUCACCAGGCAGAAGAAGCCAAAGCAGAUCCAGAUCCCCGUCUACCCGCAGAUCCCCGGCACGUUCCACGAUGGGCAGAAGGUCCCCGGCCAGCCGCAGGUCCCCGAGGUCCCCAGUCGCCCGCGGCCGAUCGCCCCGCUCGCCCGCACCCCGUCGACGUUCGCCCGCGUCGCCGCCCAGUCGCCGUUCCCCCGUCUCACGCCGAUCGCCGCCCGGCGGCUACAGAUCGCCGGUGGGGCGUAGGACGCCCGCCAGCCGCAGAUCGCCCGUGAGCCGCAGAUCGCCCGUGGGCCGCAGAUCGCCAGUCGGCCGCAGAUCGCCGGGUAGCGCGACCCGCCGUACCGGCCGCCCCAGGUCUCCGCCGCCAAAAUCCUCGGCAGCGUGGCGAUCCGCCUCGAAGAGCUCAAUCAGCAGCUGCUCGGACGAUUCGUGCUCCGUCUGCUCGCCGAAGAACCACCGUAGAGGGGCGAGAAGCAGAUCCAGAUCGUUUUCGGUACCGAGGACCAGGACCAAAGAACACGCAGCUAGGGCGCCGCCAGAGCCGAAGCAAAGGGCGCGACCGGCGAGACCGCCCUCCCCCUCGCCUGUGCCUCAAAGGCGCGCACCCAGGCCCAGUACUCCCCCUCCCCCCAGGAAAAUCCAGCGCGUGAGCUCGUCCGAGAGACCUACUGACCCUAGGAGGCAGCCUCCACCGCCGAGACCUCGCGGAAGGACUGGGGAAGUCAUCGAUGUGACCGGGGUGAAACCGCCACCCAAACCUGUGAAGAAGAUGGCCUCUACUGGCAAGGACAAGGGAAAACCUGUUUUGCUGACAAGGGUGAAGAAGGAAAAGAAGACCCGCAGACCUGGUUCACCAGGCGAUUCGUCCGAAUCAGAGGAUGAUAGCUCGAACUCAUCUGUAGCACAUAUCGUUGCCACAACCAGCCUGACUCUGUCGGAGAGGUUUGGCAAGAUAGCACAGUGGAGUGCGGACAGAGAGAGGAGGGAAAUGGAAAAUAUGCGAAUCACGAAAACGGGUGGGGACUUGAAGGUUAUGAUUGAGGAAGACGAUUUCCUGUACGGAAGCCCGCCGCCAAGGAGAUACAGCUUGUCUCCAGUACCCGCUGGACAUUACCCAGACGAGCUUCUAUCGUCUGGUCAGUCCAGAUUGGCAGCUUGGGAUGAUGUACGAGUGAGGUAUCAGUAUUACAAGGAUUUAGGGUAUUUAAGGGAUCUAACGUUAGAGGAUUACGUGAAAUGGGAAGAGUGGUGGUACAAAUACCAGGAUUGGCUCGCUAAUGAAAGGCAUUACGAGCACUGGGCGAGGAGUCAAUCUUCGCGCAGACGCAGAAAGAGGCUGCCCGCUUCGCAGAGGUUGAAUUGAGGUUAGGAAGUGAUUCGAAGUUGUUUCGAGAAAUGGAAAGAGGGUUAUUUCUUUAUUGAGGAGAUUGGCGAGAAGAAAUGUUAUUUGCUACUUAUUUAACUUGGAUAUAUAGUGUUCCUUGACGAAAUGUUUUUUUAAAAUUUGCAAUAAGCGGAGUAUUUUUUUCAGUACCUAUCGGAUAUUCUCAGUUUUUUUGUUUAUUAUUUUGUUAUUCUAUUUUUCUGUUAUUAUGCAUUCGAAGCAUAUUAACAGAAAAAUAUAGUGAAAUGAGCAAGAUUAUAUCGUGCAAAAAAUGGAUUAUAUAAGGUUGAGUUUAAAAAAGUGUCCCAAAAUUUAUCGACAUGGAUUCGAAAAUGUUGGGGAUAUUCAAAUGGGUAUGUGGAUAAUACUUUUAACGGUUUUUUUUCUACAAUAAACAAUAGUAGUGCCAUUAUGUCUUGGCUACAAAUUAUUCGAAUCGGCUGAAUCUAAAUUUGUGGAGUUCAGCCGACUGACAGAAAGGAGUACUACCUUUGUGAUAAUUAUAUUCAUAUUCUGUAAAUUUUUUAUUUCGGUAUACAUAACUUUAUGUAUUUAUGCUGUCCUUAUAAAUAUUGACUUUUGUAUGAAGUUGAAAUAAAAGUAUAUGGAAAGUUA
Coccinella septempunctata (seven-spotted ladybird) is the source of this 3117-nucleotide messenger RNA. Its product is annotated as serine/arginine repetitive matrix protein 1. The record is from RefSeq and is a predicted model, not a curated record. NCBI's taxonomy places the organism in Eukaryota, Metazoa, Arthropoda, Insecta, Coleoptera, Coccinellidae. The transcript is spliced from 7 exons. Bases 835 to 2481 code for a protein of 548 amino acids.